UUGCCGGAGACUCUGUUUUGUUUAUAAGAGAUGAAAAGCAGCAGCUUCUUUUGGGUAUCAGACGAGCUAACAGGCAACCCACCAAUAUAUCUUCGUCAGUACUAUCCAGUGAUAGUAUGCACAUUGGAAUUCUUGCCGCAGCGGCUCAUGCAGCCGCAAACAGUAGCCCCUUCACCGUCUUUUAUAAUCCUAGGGCUAGUCCCUCAGAAUUUGUUAUUCCUUUAGCCAAGUACUACAAGUCGGUGUACAGCCACCAACCGUCACUUGGCAUGCGUUUUCGAAUGAUGUUUGAAACUGAAGACUCGGGAACGAGAAGGUAUAUGGGUACAAUUACAGGUAUCAGUGAUCUGGAUCCUGUGCGAUGGAAAAGCUCUCAAUGGCGAAAUUUGCAGGUUGGUUGGGAUGAGUCAACUGCCGGAGAAAAGCGUAGCAGGGUCUCAAUCUGGGAAAUCGAACCAGUAACUGCUCCAUUUUUCCUCUGCCCGCCUCCAUUCUUUAGAUCCAAGAGGCCAAGACAACCUGGAAUGCCGGAUGAUGACUUAUCUGAUUUUGAUAACAUUUUCAAGCGGACAAUGCCUUGGCUUGGUGAUGAAAUGUGCAUGAAGGAUCCCCAAGGUCUCCCUGGCCUGAGCUUAGCUCAAUGGAUGAACGUGCAGCAACAUCCUGCACUGGCUAGCUCGUUGCAGCCAAAUUUUGCACCUUCCUUACCGGGAUCUAUUUUGCAAAAUAUUCCUGGGGCUGAUAUAUCUCGGCAGCUGGGAUUUUCCGCUCCACAAAUUUCUCAGUCAAACAAUGUAGCCUUCAAUACUCACAGACUACUUCAGACUGCUCAACAGCUGGAUCAACUUCAGAAGCUACCAUCUACAUCUAGCACAUUAGGAGCAGUCCUGCCACCACAGCAACAGUUGGGUGAUAUCAGUCAACAAUCAAGGCAGAACUUGGCAAAUCAAACUAUACCUCAGAGUCAAGUUCAGGCCCAACUCUUGCAUCCCCAAAACAUUGUCCAAACCAACAAUAUUCUUCAACAGCAGCAACCAUCCAUUCAAAACCAUCAAAUGCAUAGAAGCCUCUCUCAGAAUCCAUCACAGCAGCAGACAAUUAUAGGUCAGAGUCAACAACAAAGUUUGAUCCAGUCCCCUAUCCCUGAUCAUGUUCAACAAUUACAGAUGUCCGACAAUCAGAUUCAGUUGCACUUGUUACAGAAGCUUCAACAACAAAAACAAACGCACUUGGCACAGCAAACAGUGUUGCAGCAGCCUACUCAGCUUACUCAAAUCCAGGAUCAGCAGAGACAGAUUUUAGAUAAAACACAUAACUUGUCUAGAGCACUAACACCUGGUCAAGUUCUAGAAAUACCUCCUAUGCUUCAAAAUUCACUGCCUGAGGCUAAUUCUAUCUCUAAUCAGAUCACAAAGGCUAAUUUCCAGAACAGUAUUCAAUUCCCUCAGCAGCCCAAGCUUCAACAGCAGCAACCUGGCUUGCUGUCUGAAAUGUCUGGCCACAUGGGACUUCUUCCUACCCCUACUACAAAUAACCAACUUUCUGCUGCUGGCAGUGGUAUACUGAAUGGAGCAGCUGGGGCAGGGCAAUCUGUAAUUACUGAUGAUAUUCCAUCUUGCUCGACCUCGCCUUCUGCAAAUAACUGUGCCAGUGCACUUCCACCAUUGAUAAAUUCUCGAUUGCAGAGAAACACAAUAGUAGGGGAUGACAUGGCUCAGUCUGCUUCAACAAUCUUGAGUUCAAGUGCGUUAGAAACUAUGUCAUCAAAUGCAAACUUGUUGAAAGAUUUACAACCGAAGUCUGAAGUUAAACCUUCUCUGAAUAUUUCCAAAAGUCAGAAUCAAGGGCAUUUUGGCCUUCAGUCAUACUUGAAUGGUAGUGCUGUCCAUACUGAUUGUUUGGACACAUCAUCUUCUACAACAUCAGUUUGCCUUUCUCAGAGUGACGCUCAUAUGCAUCAGAAUAAUAAUCCAUUAGCUUACAAUCCACAUCCUAUGUUGUUUAGAGACAAUAGUCAAGAUGGGGAAGUUCAGGCAGAUGCUAGGGGCCAUAUUCCAUAUGCCAACAACAUUGAUAGCCAAAUGGGAAUGCCACUGAAUCCAGAUUCCCUUUUAACCAAGGGCACAUUGGGGUUGGGGAAGGAUUUGUCUAAUAACUUCUCUUCAGAAGCCCUACUUGGUAAUUAUGAAAAUAACAGAGAUGCUCACCAGGAACUUUCAUCUUCAAUGGUUUCACAGUCAUUUGGAGUCCCUGAUAUGGCCUUCAAUUCAAUUGAUUCCACAAUAGAUGAUAGUAGCUUUUUGAAUAGGGGUGCAUGGGCUCCACCAGCAGCACCGCCUCCACCACCUCUGCCACCAGCACAGUUUCAGCGGAUGAGGACGUAUACCAAGGUAUAUAAACGUGGAGCUGUGGGAAGGUCCAUAGACAUAACGCGGUAUUCAGGUUAUGAAGAGCUUAAACAGGAUCUAGCUCGUAGAUUUGGAAUAGAGGGGCAGCUGGAGGAUCGGCAGAGGAUAGGUUGGAAACUUGUCUAUGUAGAUCACGAGAGUGAUGUUCUACUGGUGGGAGAUGACCCUUGGGAGGAGUUCGUGAACUGUGUCCGCUGUAUUAAAAUACUUUCUCCUCAAGAAGUGCAACAGAUGAGCUUGGAUGGAGAUUUUGGCAAUGGCGGCCUUCCAAAUCAAGCCUGUAGCAGCUCUGACGGUGGGAAUACCUAAAUGAGAGUCAAAUAAUACACUAACAAUUCUUGCAUAGUGGUAACUUAGAUUAUUUCUGGAGAUACAUUAUGAUCCCAGUUCCCAAUGGCAGUUAUUUUACUACUGGGAACGUAAGCGUCCUACAUAGAUCUUCGAAGCGAUCUUUUGCAGUUUGAAGAAGUUCCGGCUCUGUUCUGGGCAUGCAAAAUGCCGCUGGUGCUACAAAUUCAAUUAAGUUAUUAAGGCCAUAGAUAGAUGCGUUAUUGUAAUACUAAAAAAAUUAUUAUUGUUGGCAAGUUCUCUGUAUUGUAGAAAGAAAGGUUUGAUAUUACGCGAUGCUUUUGAAUGUACAGAGUUGAAGGUUUAUUGGCCCUCUAGGAGGAAUUGCUUUGUAAACGCUAUGCAGCUAGAUUUUGAGGAAGCUCUCACGAUCUUCCAUCCUUGCAGGCAUCUUUGCCUAGAGGGACUGUGAAGUAGAGAAACUUCAAAUGUUGUAAGGUCAAGUGGAUACUGUUGCUUUGUUUGCUUGAAGCGUAAGGACUAAAAAUGGUGGAGUUAUGAGACUGUAAAGGAGUUCAAU
Molecule: messenger RNA, 3276 nt
Organism: Vigna umbellata (rice bean)
Lineage: Eukaryota; Viridiplantae; Streptophyta; Magnoliopsida; Fabales; Fabaceae
Source: RefSeq, a predicted model, not a curated record